AUGGCCGGGCUUAGGAGCAUAGGUUCCGGUUUCUACUUCAGCAAUUUAUCAUUGCGUGAUCGAGAACAACAGCCUUUUCGAUCGCUUGAAACGCUGCGAUUUGAUAAUCUGCCGGACUGGGAAGACUGGUUAGACGUAAGGGUCACAAGAGGAGACUUGUUCCCUUCUCUGAAGCACCUUUCCAUACAGAGAUGUCCAGAGCUUACCGGGAAUCUACCGACAUCUCUUCCUUCUCUGAUCUCUCUUCACAUCUAUAAAUGCGGGCUCUUAGAUUUCCAGCCAGACCACCACGAGUACAGCUACGGGAAUCUUCAAACGCUAAGCAUAAAGAGCAGUUGUGACUCUCUUGUGACAUUUCCUUUAGGCCAUUUUGCCAUACUCGACAAGCUUGAUAUCGAUAACUGCAUAUCUCUGCAGUGUCUUCAGCUCUCAAACGAGCAUUUGCAUGGUCUUAAUGCUCUUAGAAGCUUGAGAAUCAAUGACUGUCAGAAUCUGCAGCGUCUUCCAGAGCAAAGCUUCCUCUCUCAAAAGUUCCAUGUCACGAUCUCGAACUGCAGAGGUCUCAUGGCUCACACAGAUCGUAUGAUUCACGUUCUCCCUCAAGAUAUGACUAAACCUGAUUCGCUUGCAUCAGUCGAAGACCCAGGUGGGCAAGUGGCUUUAAAUGUGCUCUAA
Molecule: messenger RNA, 675 nt
Organism: Microthlaspi erraticum
Lineage: Eukaryota; Viridiplantae; Streptophyta; Magnoliopsida; Brassicales; Brassicaceae
Source: the annotation of a GenBank genome assembly